AAAUAAGGGAAUAAUAACUACUGGGCUAAACCCUUCCUGAACCUUGUAGUUGACAUGAAAGCAAAUCUUCUUCCAAGAGCUAUGGCAUCUAGCUCUGUCUCCACCAGAAAUCUUAUUCUUCUCCUCCGCAGAAAACCCAAAGCGUCUCCUUUGAUCUUCUUCAGUCGCCAGUAUUCAGCUUCCUUCUCCUCUCACAUUGUUGGGGACUCACCAAUUCUUGUUAGAGAUUUCAUUCACAAGGCUUUGUAUGAUCCGAAGCAUGGGUAUUUCUCUCAGAGGUCGGAAUCAGUUGGGGUUCUUGAUAAAAGCAUUAAAUUUAAUCAACUUGAAGGCAGGAAAGCUUAUACAAAGCAUUUGAAUAGAAUAUACAAGCAAAGUGGUGUUUCAUGGUUUACACCCGUGGAACUCUUUAAGGUAGACUUAUGUGAACCUUUCUUUCGUAGCCUUGGUAUGGUCAUGGAAUUGCAGAAGCUAUUUUACGAACAGCUGACCUAUCAACUCCAUUAAAUAUAUUCGAAAUAGGAGGAGGAUCAGGCACCUGUGCCAAGGGAGUUUUGGACUACAUGAAGUUGAAUGCACCUUCAAGAGUUUAUGAGCAUAUGAAGUACACUUCAGUUGAAAUUAGCACAGCGCUGGCUGCAAAGCAGAUUGAAACUGUUGGUGGAGUUAGUAGCCAUGCAUCCAAGUUUAAAGUAGAGUGUCGUGAUGCUGCUGACUGGAGUGGAUGGGGUGAAGUGAACAAUCAACCUUGUUGGGUUAUCAUGCUUGAGGUCCUUGACAAUCUUCCGCAUGAUCUUAUCUAUUCUGUAAGCCAAGCAUCUCCAUGGAUGGAAGUUUGGGUCGAGAGGCAACCACAAAGGUCAGAACUGUCUGAGUUGUAUAGACCUCUUCAGGAUCCAUUAAUCACCAAUUGUAUGGAAAUCCUUGAUAUGGCGGGAAAUGGUUUGGAUAGUGCAAGCAAACUAAGUCUAAUGGCGAAAAGUGUUUGGUCCAAAGUGUUUCCCAGGCCCAGAAGAUGUUGGCUUCCCACUGGUUGUUUGAAACUACUAGAAGUCUUACACAGAGCUUUACCAAAGAUGUCUUUAAUUGCUUCCGAUUUCAGCUAUCUCCCUGAUGUUAGAAUUCCCGGUGAUCGGGCUCCACUGGUUUCAACAAAGAGAGAUGGAAGCAGUUCAGAUUAUGACAAUUAUUUGGAAGCAAAGGGGGAUGCUGAUAUAUUUUUUCCAACGGAUUUUUGGCUUUUGGAACGGAUAGACCAUUAUUGCUCCGGAUGGAAGAUGAUGCAGCAACAAGACAAAUCAGCCAAGAAAGGGAAGAAAAGACGUACCAUUAUGCUUGACACAUCGGCUUUCAUGGAAGAAUUCAGUCUUCCCUCGAAGACAAGAACUAAAGACGGGUACAACCCUCUAUUAGAUGACUUCAAGAACACUAAAUUUUACCUUAGUGUACCUACACACAAUAUCAAGUAGACUUGCUGACUAAUCUAUCAAGAUUUUGAGCCUCUAAUUCUUGAGGAUUGUUAUGGUUGAGAUGUAUUUUGUUAUCUCCCUUGCGAAUGGUUGUAUGAUUGAGAUAUACGAUGUUCAAACUUUGUUCCUUCAAAGAUAAUAACAAUAAUAUUGUUAACACUUUACAAUGACCCCUGGCCAUUUAUGUCAUUAACCCCUUUCCCCGUUU
Messenger RNA from Cuscuta epithymum, 1677 nucleotides. NCBI's taxonomy places the organism in Eukaryota, Viridiplantae, Streptophyta, Magnoliopsida, Solanales, Convolvulaceae. The record is from the annotation of a GenBank genome assembly.